Messenger RNA from Thamnophis elegans (Western terrestrial garter snake), 6171 nucleotides. RefSeq names its product golgi integral membrane protein 4 (gene GOLIM4). Gene Ontology annotation, cellular component: Golgi membrane; Golgi apparatus. The record is from RefSeq and is a predicted model, not a curated record. NCBI's taxonomy places the organism in Eukaryota, Metazoa, Chordata, Lepidosauria, Squamata, Natricidae.
GACUUCCUUCAGGGAUCCCGCUAGAAGGGUGGGGGGGGAAGGGGGAGGCAGCCCGGCAGCGGAGGUGACACGUAAGUACGGGGUUUGAAUGGUGUCCGAAAAAAAUAUAAAGCGAAGGCGGAGAACCGGCGGAGAAAAGCUACCUUUGGGGUAGUUUGGUACCAACACACACACAGAAAAGUAACUUUAACGGGGAAAAGGCGCUAUUCGAAGAUCCUCUCGCCUUCCACCCAUCCCUGCCAAAAGCGAGAGCCUCUCCAGUCCCGAAGGGGGGGAACCGUCCCCAGCAGCAACGCUGGUUGAUGGUUCACCUUGAAACCCGGCAGAGGAAUUGAUGAAGCAAGGACGAGCCUGCCUGGAGACGUCCCGCUCCUUCUGAACUUGCAUCUCCAGUCCGAGCCCUGCUGGGGACGUCUCCCUUUCGGAUGCCCGGUUGAACCUGGCCCUCCCUUCGCCUGAUCUCCUGGGGAACCCGCAUCCCUCUUUGCAAAGCUGGCUUGCUAUGACCUUGAAUUCCUGGCAGGGGUUGUAAUAAGCUGGUCAAAGUUUGCACCAGGGCCUAUGGCAGCAGCCGUGCGGGAACCAACUAGUCCUUGAGGUUAUUUCCCUGGUUCAUGUUGUGUCCUGAUGCUGCUGAAGUCCUAGGUGGACAUCGACUUGGGUCCCCACCUCCAAGGUAGGGACUAUGGGAAACGGGAUGUGUUCCCGAAAACAGAAGCGGAUCCUGCAGUCCCUCUUGCUCCUCACCGUGGUGUUUGGCUUCAUCUACGGGGCGAUGCUCUACUACGAGUUGCAGAACCAGCUGAGGAAGGCGGAAGCUGUGGCCCUCAAGUACCAGCAGCAUCAAGAGUCCCUCUCGGCACAGUUGCAAGUGGUGUAUGAACAUCGAUCAAGACUAGAAAAAUCUUUACAAAAAGAAAGGCUUGAACAUAAGAAAGCAAAAGAAGAUUUUCUUGUUUAUAAAUUAGAAGCACAAGAAACAUUAAAUAAAGGAAGGCAAGAUUCCAAUAGCAGAUAUAGUGCACUGAACGUACAACAUCAGAUGCUGAAGAGCCAGCAUGAAGAACUAAAGAAACAGCACUCAGAUCUGGAAGACGAACACAAGAGACAGGGAGAUGAUUUCAACCGAGCAGUUGAUGACCACAAGCAGAAAUAUGUGCAGUUACAGCAAGAAAAGGAGCAGGCGAUGUCCAAGUUAAAAGAAUCCAUGUACAAUCUGCAAGAAGAAAACAGACAAUUGAGGAGAUCCCACCAGAAUAUACAUACUCAGCUGCAAGAUGUGAAGUUUCAGCAUAAGAAUUUAAUCUCCCAACACAACCAGCUUGUAAUGACACUGGAAGAACACAAGAGCGCACUAAAAGCUGCGCAGUCUCAGGUGGAAGAAUACAGGCAGUUGAAGGACACCUUAAAAAAGAUGCCCAGUUUCCAGAAACCUGAAAAAUUUGAGUCGCCACAUGGUUUCCCUGCGACACCUGUGCCUUCUCCUCUGAGUGAUUCCAAAACACAGGGCACAGAUGCCGCUAAAGAGCAAAAAGAGAUUAUGCAAAAUGGUGAGCAGUCACAAGAGGGAGAAGAAGCUAUUAAAGUAAACCCCAGGGAAGGAAGAGAACAGACAGCAGAACUUUUUCACCCUGACAGAAAAGUGAUGGAAGGUCACGGGCCACGGGAAUUAAAUAUUCAGGAAAAGCAAGAAGCAGGAGAAGAUGAGGAACAACAUGCAGAGCAAGAUGAAGAAGAGCAGAAAAAAGAAUUAGAAGAAGAAGAAAUGGAGCAAGCUGGGCAACCAGAACACUUAACAGAUGAUCUCGAUCAAGUCCCAGAAGAGCAUGAAUGGAAGGACAAAGAACAGACUGACGAGGAAACCAACAUGGUUGGAGAACACAACCAUUCACAGGAGCCACCCACAGCGAAGAUUGUAACCAGGCACAAAUCACCUUAUGAGCAGCAGUUGGAGCAACAGAAGCUGGCUGCUCAGAGAGAAGAAGAAGCCACCCGCCUAAGAGAGCAUCAGGAGGCUCUGCACCAUGAGAGGCUUCAGGAGCAGUUGCACCGGCAUCAGCAACUUCAAGAGAGAGAGCUGAUGCUGCGGAGACAGGCCGAACAGGAUGAAGAACAAUUUAAGCAACAACUCAGCCAGCAAUCCCACUAUGACAAUGUAGAUCAGGAUAUCGUCCAAGGAGGAGAAGGAGGUGUACACGAAGAAGAUGAAGUAAAUUAUGAGAGACAUAACCAUCAUCCAAGAAGAGCCGAAGAUGAUGAUCAGAAUAAUGCAAAUGAUCAACAGGACCCAGAGCUGGAGCACCAGUCAGAGAAUGAGCAAAAUGAAGAACCAAAGACAGUCAUGGAUGAUAUCAACCCAGCUGAUGAUCCCAACAACCAGGGAGAAGAUGAAUUUGAAGAAGCAGAGCAAGAGAGGGAAGAGAAUAUCCCUGAAGAGAAUAAGGAGCUAAAACCAAAUAACCAGAAACGCAAUUCUGAAAUGGAAGACCAUUUGGUGGUGGUGGGCAAUCCAGAUCAGAAGGAAGACAAUCUGGAUGAGCAGUACCAGGAAGAGGGAGAAGAAGAGGUAAGCCAAGGAGAUCUACCCGAAGAGAAGAAAAGGGAGCUGGAACACAAUGGUGAAGAUCCAUAUGGGGAAAAUGAUGAAAAUGCUGAAGAAAAGGUGAGCGAAGGAGUUGAUCAAGAGGAAGACAUUCAGGGGAAGCAACAGAAAGAAGGACACGAUGAAAACUAUGAGGAAGAGGAAGAGGAAGAAGAGGAAGAUGGUGCUCCUGUUGCAGAUAAAAGCCGCCGCCGAGGGGAAUGUAAUUCUGGGAUUGUUUCUUGACAUUACGUGGAAGAAAAAGGAACGAGGGCAAGAACAAAAUUGUGUAGAUUCUAGAGAGAGAGAAAGAGAGAGAGAAAAUGAGCCUUUUAACAAAAAUGAUAUAUUAUAUUUUUUUUUAUUGGAGGGUUUUUGUGCAUUUAUAUGAAUACAGUAUUUUUAGGUUGCAUUCUUAAUAUAAGUUUUAUGGAACAAAAAUAGAAUAGGAAAAGUAUUCUUUUUUUUCUUAAUUUUUAUGGUGCUUUUUUUUUUUUUUUAAGGGUGCAUGUGUUUUGUUUGGCAUUGCCCAAAUGGUGAGAAGCCAAGGUAUUCUUUAAGCCAACGAUAAAACUAGUGCCUGAGUUUGAAGCUUGAGGAAGGGCUGACUGCUUCCCUAUAUCUCAAUUCAUUCACUUCUGUGAGCUUGCCGGUUGCUGACCUGCUCUGUGAUCGUUUUGGUUAGAAUCAGUUUUCCCAGGUGUCAUAGAAUGCAGAUGUUGUUAGCACAGAUUUAUAACAGCUUAUGUUGGCAUGUUCCAAAAGGCACAGUGAAAGGUGAAUGAAUGCCUGACCUUGUGUCAGAUCAGAGUGUUCAUUUCACUUCUAUGUUUGUAGGCCGACUAUUACCCUUCUGUCCAACCUUAUGAACUCCCCAGUGGUUGCCCAUCAUAUGACACAGAAUGCUAGUCUAGAUGGUUGUUUUGUUCUGAUCAGCAGGGUAGCUUUUAUGUUUGGUUCUGCCUUACAUGACCUAGUUCUUCUUCAGGGGUGUUAGGAUUGCAACUGGGUAGAAAUUUGGGGACUUAACAGCCAUAACUCAACUAGAUGGUAUGAAGCUGAAAAAUCCGCCUUAACCCAAGAUUGGUUGUCAUCCAUUGAUCAAGAUAGAAUGUUCUUAGUCUUUCACAUUGACUUGUUUUCAUUUUCUAUGAAAGCGCACAUUUGAAAACUAUGGAAAUUGCUUCUUGAGUGGACCUGUGUACAUUUUUGCUAUUAGAAACUCCCAUUUUGUCUAGUUUAAAAGGUGAUAUGUAUAUGUGUGUCUCUUCUUCCUCUGGUUUAUUUGCAGUCAAUCAUACUUUGUUUUUCACCAUUGUCUAAUUUAUAAAAAGUCACACUGGACUAACUUUUUAAGUUUUUAAAAAAUAGCUUUCCCUAAAGGCCUUUUCUUUUAUCACAAUGAUCUUGGUUAUAUCAAUUCAAAGUACAGGAAGUAUUUUAUACAUACAAAAAGCUAGUGUGUUGGGAUUAAUCGAAUAGUACAGGAUUGGAAGUAUAUUUAUAUAUUUUUUUUCUUGUUGAGUAUCUUGGUCCAAAAGUCCAGAUGGCUGUUCUUUAUUGCACUGGAUUUUAGCCCAGAUUUGUUAGCCCUGUCACCCCUCUAGCAUCUGAAACAGUACAGCAUAGACACAAGUUAAUCACUUAAGUUUAGUCAUGGAAAACUUUACCUGGUGUCUAAUAUACCAUAUGUUCUCUAUUCUACUCUACAAAGUUCCGCUUGCACACCCCUUCCAUUAUCCAUGCUCCCUAUUUUUAAGGCACUCUUUCUUGUUUUGUUUAAAUUUUAAGGGAUGUUUCUAGUAGUCAUACUCACAAGAGAAUUAGAUAUUGUUUUCCUCAGAUAUUCUGGUCUUAAAUGGACUUUUUCCAUAUACUUGUUUUGGGCCAACUAUGAAACAUUUAAAAAAGGAAGAUGUGGAUAGCUAGAGGGAGCCUUUGGCCAACUCUCUUGCUUUAUUCAUGCUUGUAUUUCUGACGUCAAGUUCUUAAUAACUUCCAAAUGAUCUUGGAGCAUCUUUAUUGUUCCUUAGGGUGCUAGGAAACAGAGGCAAUUUUCUUUUGAAUCUGCUCAUCUUUGGAACUAAGUAUGAGAACUGUAUGUCAACUGACCAAUCUGUGUCAAAAUCGGUAACCGAAUGUUUUCAAAUGCUCAUAGUGUUUGAAGUUUCAAUACUUGUAGCCAUUCCUGUCUUCUUCAGAUAUUAGACUUGUUUUGAUUAACCAAUAGUGCUUGCCUCAUGCACUUGCUGAUGGACUAAUCAAUAUACAUUAAUAUGUGCAUGCACAGAAGGUAACAGUGCCUCCACCACCUGAUGCUAUAAGGAUCACAAAUGCUGUACAACUACCUGGGAAGUAAAAGCUUGUUCCCAAACACAAUAGACUAUGACCUCCAACACAUAUUCUAUGCAGAUCCUGGAAAGAAGCCUCUCACCUCCUGUGCCACAGAGCCCUGAUGAAGAUCCCAUCCCAAAAGUCAUUUUCCUCACUAUAAUUCUCCCCCUUAUCUUUUGCACAAGAGGGGGAAUUUCACAUAUACACACAUUGGGGGAAAAUCCCAAGUUCAAGGUUUAUUCAAUGUUUCUGCUUGCAUCCAAUAAUGUCAGGUAUGUGAACCGUAUAUGUGGAUUUCAUUAUGUUUAUACUGGUCUUUAGCCUGUAUUGGUCUCUGGUGCUACUCCCCCCCAUCCCCCCCCCUUAAUACAGUGCACUGGGAAUAGGGGAUAUUCGUGAAGUUUGUCAAAUGUUUGUAACUUGCAGUAUAUGCACAUAUACACAUAUGCAUACCUACCAAUAUCCUUGCACAUUUCAAUUAUUUAUGGCAGUCUUCCCCAACUCGAGCAUGGACUUUACUUCCCAGAAUUCCGCAUCUUAGCAUGGUGAUUACUGAGAAGAGUUUGAAGGUUUGGAAGAUUCCUUCAUGCACAGGCCAAUUGUACAUCUUCUGGGACAAUGGUUUUUCAAAUGUGGCAGCUUGAAAAUGUGUGCACUUCAACUCCCAGAAUUCCCCAGGUAAUUGAAGAAUUGAAACUCCACACUUCUUCAAGUUGCCAAGGUUAGGACACAAUAUUCUAGAGCGUUUUUCAGAAGCACAAAACCUUCUUCAGAUCAUGUGUGAAAUUCCAUUUUAUUUGCAUCACAGGAAAAAAAUAAUAAUUCAAUGCUGGAGAAUCUUUUCCCUUUUUUUUUCUUUAAGAUACACCACAACCACCAUAAUGGAAAAUUUCAUUUAGUCUUUUUAUAUGAAUGUAAUAUAAUUCAUUUUGUACUAACCUGAUGGUAUUUACUUUUGUAAAUGUUUUGAACCAUAUCUUUAUACAUUUUUUUAAAAAAUGAUUUUGUGUUAAACAUGGCAUCCAAUUGUAUAUGUAUAACAAUACAAAUCUGAGUUUACUAAUUAAACAAAAUUAUCUUACAGGUGGUGAAAGAACUUCCCUGUUUACAGUUAUGUAAAGUGUAUGAUAUGUACAUACCCUUUGGAAUACAAAUAUUUUGAUAAAAUUUUGUGUAUUUUUCAUGCCUUGGGGCAGUAUUUAAUUUUUCUGAGGCUUUAACUGAAGACCAUCAAUAAAUGGUAGAAUUUGAAAUAA